AUGCCUGCAGCCAUCAACCGCCCGCCGCUAAGGGUGGCCAUAAUAGGUGGUGGCAUUGGCGGGCUUUGCACGGCCCUCUCUCUCCACCAUCAUUGUCGCUCAGAUGUCGAUAUAGAUGUCUACGAGCAAGCUCGGCAGUACAAAGAGAUAGGUGCUGGUGUCGGCAUCGCCGUCAAUGCCGCAAAGCUGCUGCAUAAGAUAGGCAUUGGAGAGACCGUGGGGAAGAUUGCAGGAAAACGGACCGGCAUAUGGAUUAUGUUUCGCAAGUUCGAUGACGGUUCGGAGGUGGUGACAGUGCCGUCCGUAGACACGGACGAGGUCAAGCAGUUGCCUGUGCAUCGGGCCGAGUUUCUGGACCUGCUGGUUGAUAUCGUGAGAGAGAAGGAUGCAGCCAGGCUGCAUACCAACAAGCGAUGUCGGAAACUUACUGAGCAAGGAGACGAGGUACUGAUCGAGUUCGACGAUGGUACGACUGCCACGGCCAAUUUGGUUGUCGGUUGCGACGGCAUCCACUCUGCCGUCAGGGCACAGUUCACCAGCGACAAUCCCGAUUACAGUGGGCGGAUUGCAUACCGGGGGCUGGUGCCCAUAUCCGAGAUCGAGGACUGGUGGGGAUUCGAGACGUAUUCCGUGACCUGGCUGGGGAAGAACCGGCACUUUCUGUGCUUCCCCAUCUCCUGCAAUAAGACGCUCAACAUCGUCGCGUUCGUGGCCGAAAAGGAAGAGAAUCUAGGCGACCUCAGGGAAAGCUGGACGGCGGUAGGCAAGAAAGAGGACGUCUUUGAGGCCUUUAAGGGGUUCGAGGAAAGAGUCCAGAAGGUCAUCCAGUUGAUGCCAGAGCAGCCGUCCAAGUGGCUGAUCAAUGACCGUAAACCGCUCGAUCAAUGGGUGUAUCUCGGAGGCAAGGCUGUGCUAUUGGGCGAUGCUGCCCAUGCCAUGACUCCUCACCAAGGCGCUGGGGCAGGCCAGGCCAUCGAAGACGGAUAUAUUCUCGGUCGAGCACUGCAGGACUACUUCCGAAAUACAUCGUCCGGAAAAGACAGCCUCGAAGCCUGGGGGAGGGUAUAUCAAGAUGUGCGCCUCCCGCGAGCUCAGAAAGUGCAGCGUACUUCUAGAGAUGCCGUCGAGGUAUACCAGGCUCAGGCGGACAUAAUGAAGGAUCUCCCGUUUGACCAAUGUGUGCCAGAGAUUCACAAGCGCGUGAUUGACCGAAUGCGCUGGGUGUGGACAGAUGAUAUCGACGCCGAGUAUGAUCAGGCAGUGAAGAAGCAGAAGGAGCUGGGCAAGUUGUAG
Fonsecaea multimorphosa CBS 102226 is the source of this 1293-nucleotide messenger RNA. RefSeq lists its product as uncharacterized. Lineage: Eukaryota; Fungi; Ascomycota; Eurotiomycetes; Chaetothyriales; Herpotrichiellaceae. The record is from RefSeq and is a predicted model, not a curated record. Gene Ontology annotation, biological process: secondary metabolite biosynthetic process. The transcript is spliced from 3 exons. Gene Ontology annotation, molecular function: FAD binding. The coding region runs from base 1 to 1293 and encodes 430 amino acids.